Molecule: messenger RNA, 951 nt
Organism: Mercenaria mercenaria
Lineage: Eukaryota; Metazoa; Mollusca; Bivalvia; Venerida; Veneridae
Exons: 5
Coding region: 373-951 (192 amino acids)
Source: RefSeq, a predicted model, not a curated record
CGCAUGACUGUUGAGAGGUCCAGGGUUCGAAUCCCGGUCCAGAUAGUAGACAUUUCGGAGAUACUCUUGAGGGUCUACCCCAGUAUUGGUUCUUCCCAGGAAAAAGGUCUUCGUGUGUAUUCGUGUUCUACAGGCGGCAUCAUAAAAAAGAAAACCUGGCUAUCCGUUCAAAGAGAGCUGAGCUAAGUUAACCACACAUGCUUGUAUCCAAAAAUAUAUAGGUGCAAAAUAAAUGCCGUAUGAUAAUAUAUACAUACAUUUUCUACGAUAUUUAUCUUUGAUAAAGGUUUCGUCGAAGCAACCUUUGCGCGGACUAUUCAAAGAGAUGGAGAAACGAGCACUGAUAAGGCAGUCAGAUGGACAGUUUCUAUCAUGAAAUUCAACAAAAAGGUCUGUGAAGGCGUUCAAGUCAGCAAGAAAUGGAUUCUCACGCUAAGCGACUGUGUAAAUACAAAAACACUGAAGAAAUAUAAAGUUGUUACGUACGAUGGCAAAGAAAGAGGAAUUAGAAGUAGUGAGAGUAGCACUGUAAAGAACAUGCUUGUUCUGCUUAAAAUGAAUGCUAAUUCUAAUGAUGAGCAAGACUAUCCUGGUAUAGCGGGGACUGACACUGCUAACAAAUACUACAAAGAAGCCCGUGUGUACAGCCCUGAUGGAUCGGAUACAUUUGUUUCGACUUCUGUUAGCUUUGUCUCUGAUGCUAAAUGUACUAAACAAGGAACUGCUGAAAGAUACAAUAAAAAAAGACACGACUGUUUUACAGCUGAGCCGGUUUCAAUCACUGAGUGUUCGCUUAAAUCUGGACAUCCGAUCUUUGGGGUUGUAAAGGAUGAAUGGCGUUUACUAGGGUUCUCAAUAUCAGAAAUUGAUAUAUGUGACGGCACCUAUAAGCAGGCAACAAUAGUCGAGCCACAUCAGUCAUGGGUAGAGGAAAUAUUGGCAGGUAAAUGA